Molecule: messenger RNA, 26596 nt
Organism: Coregonus sp. 'balchen'
Lineage: Eukaryota; Metazoa; Chordata; Actinopteri; Salmoniformes; Salmonidae
Source: the annotation of a GenBank genome assembly
AUGGUGGUGUCUAAGGUGUGGUUCUCAGAGGGGACGGGAGGAGGGGGCAUCCUUUCUUCUUCCCUUACUUUCAUCUCCUUCUGUUUUGGCUGUUGUUGAGUUGUGUUUAGGAGAGGGGGAGGAGGGCGAUAGCAGCAUGUGUCCUGUGGUUUUUCGUCUGGGGAGAUUGUUGUGCUCCCCUGCUGUUGUCUGGUUUUGUUUUGGAUUUAUCUCACUGUACGAGGAGGAAGUUCCUUCACAAUGUCAGGGACCAUUAGCCAAUAGGGUCACAGACUGACCUGCAGGUAACCAAAUAAGUUACUGUUUGACCCACGGAGUGUCAUUGAUUACAUAUUUGUCAGGUCAAGGCAAUAAUGGGGGAAUGGAGAUACCUCAUCUGCAGCCUACAUACCCCAUGCCACUCCCUUCUUCACACACACAUACACACAUACACACAUACACACAUACACACAUACACACACACACACACACACACAUACACACAUACACACACAUACACACAUACACACAUACACGGAUACUCAAUAAUAAUAAUAACUCCCUUGGCCUUAAUUAUCUAACAGAAGCAGCUAGCGCUAAUCUCUGGAUCUGUGUUUGUGUUUGUGUGUUUGUGUGUUUGUGUGUUUGUGUGUUUGUGUGUUUGUGUGUGUGUGUGUGUGUGUGUGUGUGUGUGUGUGUGUGUGUGUGUGUGUGUGUGUGUGUGUGUGUGUGUGUGUGUGUGUGUGUGAAUGCCCCAGUGAGCUGGGUGGAUCAGGCUAGCUGUGAGACCAUAUUUCUCCCAGCAGUAGCUCCAGGGCAGGGUUGAUGGGGAGAUGUAUCACCCCAGCGUCAGUGUGCCGUCCUGGGCCUCAUGACCUGAGCCAAGGACCCUGGAGCUCCAGUUACCCAAUCUACUGGGCCAGCUCCCUGGGUAGCAGCGCUGUGUGUGUGGGAUCAGAGAGCUCUUUGAUCGAUUCAGAUCAUCUCAGUCCUGACUGCAGGGUGUGUGCCUGGUGUGUACGUGUGUGUGUGCCGGGUGUGUGUUAGUGAGAGAAAAAAGAGCUACGUAUAGUAGACUGUAGAGCAGUUGCUCAUAUGAAACGUUAUCUGUGGUGUGUUUUCCACUGUGUGGGCUGAUGGCUGUUGAAUUAGUAAUGAUGAUGAGAUACCACUACUGAAUCUCACUAUACUGACAGAUAGUAGAUAGUCUAUGAUGGGGAAGAUACUGUGCCUCAGACUAGAAAUGGAGCGCUUCUGUUACUCUGUCUCACACAGUCAUACAGAAGAGACAACACAGCCUUGUGUGUGUGGGGAUGUUUGUUAACAGACUUCCCACUGGGCCCCUGCUCCCUUUUCCACACCAAUUUGUUUGGAACACGGGCCAUUGCCAUGGAGAAAUGCACUGGGUUGCUAUGACAGCAGUGUUCUUUUCUCCCUCGUCCCAAAAUAAAAAUAGAUCAGAGUCUUGAAGUCUUUCUUGUUGUGGUCAAACUUUAAAUUCACUUAGAAAUGUGAAUUCUAAUUUGGGGCAAUAAAGUCUCAUACACACACACACACACACACACACACACACAUUUCCUGUCUCCUCUAUGGCUGUGAACUCGGAUACCAGGCCUAUUGGAGGUGCCAGGAGCCUUCUCUCCCACAGUCCCCUCUAUUCUACUGGAACAAUGCACUUCUCUUUCUCCUUCACUCUCUCUCUCUCUCUCUCUCUCUCUCUCUCUUCCUUUCUCUCUCUCUUCCUUUCUAGCUCAGCUGACCUCACAAUUGAGUCAUUGUCAACAGCAGAAAUAGUAACUUUUAGAAGAUGACCUGGCCUUGUGUCUCUCUGUGGGUUGUCAGCCAUUCAGUAGAUGUCUCUAUGCUCUUUGAUGUCUUCUUCUAUUCAUUCUGCUGUUCUGUCUAUGCUUUUCAGGAGGAGAGUGAGACAAUGCUUUGACCUUGAGCUGAGACUGACGUAAUGGGAGUAUAAUCUGUGUGUUUAUCUUUUCUAGUCACGAUCGUCCCCGUGUAACCUUCGUCUUCCUCCCCUCUACCUGCCUCCCCCUGUCCCUCCCUUCCCCUCUACCUCCCUGUUCCUCCCUCCCCCCUCUACCUCCCUGUUCCUCCUUCCCCCUCUACCUCCCUGUUCCUCCCUCCCCCUCUACCUCCCUGUUCCUCCCUCCCCCUCUACCUCCCUGUUCCUCCCUUCCCCUCUACCUCCCUCCCCCUCUGAGUCAGCGAUGAGGUGAUAUCACCUCUAGUAUGAAGUCAGCCUCACUAAUGAUCACAGAGCCUGGGCGUCCUCAGUUCAUGAUGUGGAGGGUUCAGAAGGGGUCAGUGUUUACCAAUAUACAACCCUCUGCAGUACUGGGAGUGUGUUUGUCUGCACGUUACUGUGCGUUUCAGAUUGUGUAUAAGUGUGUGUGUUGUAUUGUCAAGGUCCCAGUGUAGGCAGAUAUAGGAGAUAGCCAGAUAAGUCAUUCUGCUUUACCCAUAAUCCCCUGGGAUCAGCACUGAAUCAGACCCACUCCAUAUCCUGUCAUCCAGCCUUGUGUUCAUGUGGGUUUCUGUUUGCUUGUAUGUGUGUGCACAUAUCUGUGUACCUGUAUGCACAAAAUGACUUUGCUUCCGUGUGUAUGUUUGAUUGUUGUUUAAGUGUGUGUGUUUGAGUGUGUAUUUGUGUGUGUCUGCAUGUGUGCGUGCGUGUGUGUGUGUUAUAAUGCAUGCUGUCAUGCUGAUACGUUAUUCCACUGGCGUACAUCACACAGUUCUUCAAAGGGAAUUCAAACUGUUUCAUGUUGCGAUUUAGAAUCCCUUAUUGUCACUCUUCCUUUAUGUGUGUGUGUGUGUGUGUGUGUGUGUGUGUGUGUGUGUGUGUGUGUGUGUGUGUGUUUGUAUGUGUGUGUGUGUGUGUGUACAGCAGAUGAGACAUUGUGACUCAUAUCCAUCAAAAUCACUUUAUAUUCAGCCUCCCUCCCUCCUUUUCUCUUCUCAUCUCUCUUUUCUUCCUUCUCUGUCCUUUGUGCCCCUUCUUUCAUUUCCUUAUCACGUGUGUGUGUGUGUGUGUGUGUGUGUGUGUGUGUGUGUGUGUGUGUGUGUGUGUGUGUGUGUGUGUGGUGUGUGUGUGUGUGUGUGUGUGUGUGUGUGUGUGUGGUGUGUGUGUGUGUGUGUGUGUGUGUGUGUGAGUAUGUUUGACUGUGUUUGUACAUCCCCUCCAUGUGGAAGUCUGCGUUCACAGUAUGUGUGUAAUAACUAAGGCUGUGGCAGUCACGAAAUUUCGUCAGCCGGUGAUUGUCAAGCAAAUAACUGUCAGUCUCACGGUAAUUGACCGUUAAUUAAAAUAAACACAUUUAGCAUCUCCUGGCUUCCACACAUAGCCUACAAGCCAUUUAAAAAAGUCUAAUAAAUCCGUGUAAUAUAGCCUACACCUUCACAAUAAAUCCAUUAUUAAAAAUUAAAAAUGUAUUUGGCCACUUUAGUUGUGAUACAAACAUUAAAACAUAUAGGCCUAUGGGCUAGGCUACAUGAGGUGUGCGACUAUGAUUCGAAAAAGUUGGGAAAAAAAGGCAUUGUUUCUUAUGAUGGGCAUCAUUCACAAGUGUUAAUAUAUAAUUCACAAGUGAUAGGCUAAUAUUGUCACCCAUCAGACUAUUCUUGAUUUAAUCUUGUCUUUACAUAUACUAAAUAAUAUGUGUGACAUUUGUUUUGAUUUAGAAUGGACCAUUAUCAUGCACCUGUAUCGAAACGGGGGCAGCGGGAAAAAAUACAUGUCAUCUAUGCACUUAAAUAGAAAAUGGAGGACGCUUUUCCCUGUGGUUUAUUUUCAUGCCUGCCAGUUAGGCUAUACUCCUGAUGUAAAUAUAAGCAAUGUGCUUAAUAUUAGGAAAGUAGAGAAAUAAAUAUAGUAGGCCUAGCCUAUAGAAAGCUGAUGGGAUCCUCCUAUUUUUAUUAGCCGCCAUCACUCUGUUUUCUAAAACAAUUGCAUAGCCUAUAGAAAUGUUGCGCAACAUGAGCUCAUGGGCUCUCAUUAAGUGUUUGAUUAGAUGUUUGAACACAUUUGCAUUGAUGUCAGAGUGAUUAGAGGGACAAUAGAGUGCUGAGUACCAGACAGUUAGCAAGUUUGGUAGGCUACUAAUGACCAGCAGCAGCAUCAGAGCUUGGAGAAGCCUAAUUACAGUGACUAAACGGUCACGUGGAAUUUGACUGCCUUCAUGACUCGUGACCGCCGGUGUGGCGAUAAUACGGUCACCGCAACAGCCCUAGUAUUAACCCAGAAUGACCGUUUUUGGGUCAACUUCAGAGCUUCUGCUCUUCUCUAUUGUCAUACUAUGGCACUAUGUCAUGUUUUAGUAGUUUUCCUGCUUUUUGGAAACCAUGUGUUUGAUCUUUCCACUUAUUCCACUCCAGCCAUUACCAUGUGCCCGUCCUCCCCAAUUAAGGUGCCACCAACCUCCUCUGCUGUGGAGAGAUGAGAUUUGAAAAUGUAACAAAUUGAAGAAUGAAAUUCAGCUGGUGUUUUAUGUUUUUUUUACCUGCCAAAUAUAUCCAUGGUCCGGAACUCUACAUUCAUUUUAUUUGAUAUAACUAUUAUCCCUCCCUACAUCCUCCCAUCACUGUGACUUAUUGGUUAAAGGAGGUCAGUCAGCACCUGGGAGAGAGAGAUAGGUCUGUAUGUGAGAGGGGAAUCAUUUUCUUCAGCUUUCCCAAGCCGAAGAAAGAAGUCAAGGGACGCUCCCUCCUUUGUGUGUGAGGUUCAAUUCCAGUCAAUUCAGAACGUUAACCAAAUUCCAAUUCCACAUUUGCCUCAUUAAAAAGCAUUGAAGGAAGUUGGAAUUGGAAGUUCUGUGUACUUCCUUAAUUGACCCCAACCCUGACACACGCACACACUCUAUUGAGCUUGCACAGAUGCUGUACACCUGGGGUUUUAGUGUGCUCUCUUAUGUUUAUGUGUAAUUGUAUUCCUUCUACUGACUUUAUUUUAGUGGGUUGGUCAGACAGUGGUUUUGGAUCAGGGUCAACUCUCUAUUUUUACCUUGACUGUGAGGGAACAGAACUCCCUCUGUCCUCAGUCUCCUUGUCAGUCAUACACACAGACACAAAAACAUACACUGACAUGCUCAAAUAUGUAGUGCUGACACUGUAUGCAUUCCAUGUCACACACAUACUGUACUGUAGGCCUACUCUCUCAUACACACAUGCUAGGUUUAUAUGCAUGGAGCAAUAGAGUUUGGAAGCUUAUGAAGCUUUUUAAGAGGGCACAGUCAAGGACUGUGUGAAGUAACAAACACUGGAUGCAGUCAAUCACUCACAAACUCUCACUCACACACACUCACACACUCAAUCACUCACUCACUCACUCACUCACUCACUCACACAAACACUGAGGUGUCGCUUUCCAAACUGUCCCGGGAGCAGCAGCUGUCCUCACGUUAGGGUGUGAGAGCGGAAAAAACACCAGUGUGUGCCGUCUCUCUCUCCUCUCGCUCCUCUCGCUGAUCUCUCCCUCCCAUCUCUCUCCUUUGCCUCUGCUCUCCGCGUCUCCCUCAGCGCAAUCUCCUCCUUCCCGCUCUCUCUCAUCUCUCUUGCCUCUCUGCUCGCUUGCUCGCUCUCUCCCUCACUCUCCGACUGCCCUGCCCAGAGGAUUGAAAGGAGGGUCUAAAGGGGCUCUACCACUGUCCAUUAUACUCUGGAAGCCCUGAGAAGAGGUGAUAUCGAGAGAGAGAGAGAGAGAGAGGUAGAGAGCUAUAGAGAGAAGAGAGAGAGAGAGAGAAGAGAAGAUAGAGAAGAGAGAGAGAGAGAGAGAGAUAGAGAGAGAGAGAGAGAGAGAGAAGAGAGCGAGAGAGAGAGAAGACGAGAGAGAGAGAUUCUCGCGAGAGAAGCGAGAGAGGAGAGGAGAUCUCCUCUCUCUAGAGAUUUUUGUAUUUUGUGUUAGGAGAGUAGAUCUAAAGAGAGAGAGAGGAGAGGAGAGGAGAGAGAGAGCGAGAGAGGUAGGCAUGGGUAGAGGGAUAACUAUGAUAACUGUUUUCUCCUCUCUCAGCUCUGUGUGGCAGGGUUAGCGUUGGUUCUGAGUGAGGCCAGGUUUCAUGUGAACCAGCUCAUACUGACCCACUAGCUGGGUGUGUGGUAGAGGGGGAGUGAGAGGGAGGGAGUGAGAGAGACAGAGGGAGGGAGGGAAAGAUGAGGGAAGCACUGGAUAACAUGGACUGUGCUGGAAUGGAUGAUGUCAUCUGUCAAGCCUCUGCCCUUUACCUCACUGAUGACUACAAACUCAAAGAGGUAAAGGACAUAGAAGUCAUGUUGCUUGUGGAUAUUUAUCUUUCUGGUAUUGUAGUACUGCAUGUUUUACCUGUGUAAUGGCACUCUUAUAAACAGUGUUUGUGUAGUGAACAGAAGGGUCUCUUUUCUUAGGAUGAUGUCAGGGGUGGAACAUGUUGCUAACGGAAAAAAUGCUCUUAGUUUCCUUCCUGAGUUUGUGAGUUUGAGUUGUAGAUUUGGUGUGACCCCUCCACUCACAACCUCUACAGUCAAUGGCUCUGUGUGCAAGGCACCAGUGUGCUGGGACACUGGUAUGGUGAUGGUGCGUGACGUAAUGUGAGGAUUGUGGAUGACAUAAUGUGGACGUAUUGGAGACAAUGUAAUGCUUAGGUUAUGUGGGGUGUAAUGUGGUUUUAGUAUGUUAUGUAAUGCUGUGAUUAUUAUUAUUAUAGUGGCAUUGGUUCUCAUACUGGUUGGGUUUGACAGCAGAACUCUCUAACACACUAUGGGUUAAUCCUUGGUAAUGCUGCCAGUCUCUCUGAAGAGGCAGUGUUGCCCUUUUAAGUCUUUGCUCUCAGAUUCCUGUAGCCUCCUGUUGAGGUGUGCCCUCAUUGUACUCGCUGGACAAACACACACACCAGCUCACAUGUGACUCUCAGGGUUAUUGUCCUGGCCAAAUCCACUCCAUCAAUCCACUCCUGCUGCGGUCUGUUCAGAGUGACAGGGCCAGCCUGGCGGUGACCUGUGUUUGAACUGUACCAGGGUUCAGAGGUCAAGUCCCUUAUCAGGAGAGGAAUGCACCGCUGCAUAAACCAGCAGGUCUCACACCUCAGAUAGCAGACUUGAAGAGGUUACAGAGACACACACAGACAUGCACAUACACACUCACACCAUUUUGACCUAAGAUAUCUGAAGGGUUAUUAAUGGGUAAACUGUAGAUACCCAAGGUCCAUAGGACAAAAACUUGGAUGAAGGUUGAUAAAAAACUAUGGUUUCCCUAAGAACUUUGCACUGCAAAAUAGUGUUUUGAAGUAACUAAGCUCCAUAAAGUUUAAGAACACACUCACACACAUUCACAUUGGACAUACUGACCUGAUUUGUGUGUUUAUGUGUGAGGUCAGCGCUCACGCCUGGUAAACUCCUCAUAGUGAAUCCAUCCUCUGUGCUGACUCUGACCCAGCAACACUACCACGCAGAUUGAAACUGCAUUACACACAAACUGUCAUAAUCUUUCUCUCACACAUACACUCAAUUUGUCUCUUUCUCUUUCACUCACACCAACAACUUUUUUAAAAAAGUAUUUCCAUAUUCUCGCUGUAUUCUUUGCAGUUUUUGUUUAUUUUCUGUCCAACACUCACACACACAUACACAUACACUCCCUCACACCCUCGUGCUCACGGGACCUGGCGUGUGUGGGUGAACAGGCGGUUCCUGUCUCAGACCAUGGUGCAAGGCCAAUGGUAAGCCCUCCUCUCCUCCAAUGAAAGGCAUCCAUUGUCCAGAAUGAGGGAGCGCUGUGGCGGAAGAAUUAAGUAAAGGAGGAAAGAGGGGAAGGAGAGGAUGGUAGAGACGGAGGGGAGAGCAGGGGAGGAGAAAAAAAUUUCUUAUCAAUCAGGGUUUUCACAAGAGAAAAUUGCUUCUCAAAUUUAAGGAAAAACACAAUUUAGCACAGUGGUGUUCCUCAAAAUCUAAUUUAGGAGCUGCGGCACAUUUCAAAGGACCAGGAAAUUAAGUCAUUUAUCAGAACUUUGGGGACUGGUGGCGCGUACGACUCUCUGAUAGACACACACACAUACACACACACAUACACACACACAUACACACACACAUACACACACACAUACACACACACAAUGUCAAACACUUUGGAGCGGAGGCUUGGCACACAAGGAAUUGUGGUAAUAACACAGACCAUUGCAGGGAAUGUUUGUUUCGAGGAGAAGGAGAGGAAAGCUCUGUGACAAAUCUUAAAUGACUGACAUGACUAUUGUGGAGAGGAAAGGAGAGAGGUUAAAGUGAGAGAGAGGGGUCCAUUUGCUAUGCCCACAGUCACAGACAUCUAUGCGUUGUAUUCACCACCUCUUUGAGUGGUUUAUGAUGCUGCACAUGAUGAUAUCUAAACUCUCUCUCACACCUCCAUCCAUCAGCCCUUACAUAGCUUGCUAGUUAGUUAGGGGGCUUAAUGUGAAGGAAGGUAGUCCUGUUGGAAGGCAGGUGAGAAAUGUGGAGUGGUUCUACUAUGGUAGAUGUGUUAGGUAGAGGAUCAUGGUUGUGUUGUUAUGCCUAAAGGCAUCCGCAUGCUUCCCAACCGAAACAGUUUGUGAAUAUAUUAUGACAACAUUUUGUAACGUUUUGGUCUUCGGCUAGGUUUUGUUUGGCUGUUCGUGCACACAACAUUUUUUCCGGAGGCAAGCCGAAGUUCGGUAGCCGAACUAUACGCCCCUUCGUCAGUGAUUGGUCAACAGUAGGGAUUCUUCAAUUAAGGGUUUGUUGUCAUUCAACGAUAGACAACUCGUUUUCAUGCACAUGUUUGAGAAAUACUGCACCAAACAUCUUAGUUAGAUGUAAAAUUGCGCGACUAAGAUCUCCUCGGCAUAUACUUCAAAAGUAAUUACAGAUUUCUUGUGUUAUCUUAUUUUAUUUCUGACUAUUUUGAGGAAGUGUAUACUGGCUGCGGAGUCUCAAGAGGGACAAACAGUACUAUUGCCUCGUUUUUCUCAUUUUUCAAACAAAGGUCUUUAAGGGAGUAUGCGAGGCACGGACGUUCACUUCGCCUAGAGUUCUGCUAGGAGCAAACCGAACCUAGUAUGCAGAGGCCUUUAGGGGUGUUUUACAAGCAAUUUAGGGCUGUUUACAAUAAUACACCUAAUAGGAAUGGUGAUGAAUAUAGGAAUGUUGGCUAACCCUAUGCAAACACAUACAAACACACACACUCACACACACACAAAACAACACACACACUGCCACCUCACCCCACAUUACAACCUGACAUUCCAAUACAAAGACCACCUACCACCUAACAUAAGUAUCCCCACUACCCAUGAGGCUAACAUAACAAUGCCUACUGUCACUAACACCUCUCUGUUGUAACACAAGAGCCCUUGUCUGUUAUUAUGGCAAUUACUGCAACUCAGGAGCGCCUCCACUCAGCAGUGACACCUGCUGGUCAGACAGGGAACAGCAGCCACUCAGUGUUAUAACAUGACACUGUGUUGUGUACAGGGAGUUAGAAGGGGUUUGUGUGUGUGCGUGUGUGUGUGUGUGUGUGCUGUCAAACAGACUGUGAUUGUUAGUGUCUGAAGAGUGGUAAAGUGAUGCUGUUAAGUGUCCUCAUCUUGCCUCCCCCAGAACCCCUCGUCACACUCUCUUUCUCUCACUCAGUCACACACACGCAAGCACACAAACGCAAUGCUGUGCCAAGCCCCCUCUUGUGGGUGCCAACAGUAGCGGUGUUUCCUGGGCUGUCUGGUGUGGAGAGGGAUUAUGGUAAUGUCGCCAUCGAGGAAGGGAGGGAGGGAGGGAGGGAGGGAGGGAGGGAGGGAGAUAAAGAAAGAGAAAGGGUGAGUUAGUGGAAAAGAGAUAGAGGUAAGGAGAAAGAGAAAUGGAGAGAGGUUGAGGACAGGGUUAAAGAGAGGGAUAACACUCAAGGCUUCUGACAUCUUCUCCUUUGCUCUUAUUCCCCUCACCUCCUUCCCCCUCUCCUCCAAAGCCUUCUCUAAAAGCUCUCCUCUCCCCCUCUUUCUCUAAACCUCUCUCCUCCCCCCUCUCCUGUUGUCUGAAAGGCCUGCUCUUUGUCUGUUUGUGUGUGUGUGUGUGUGUGGGAGCGCUGAAAGGUUUUUUUCUUCCUCCCUCAGGGCCUUUAGAGAGGGUCAAUAUUUUACCCCAAACACUCCUCGUCCUCGAGGACUCCCAACCCCCGGCAAAAACACACACACUGCGAUGUAUCUGACUCUGGUACCCAUUUGACUUCCCAGCACCACCUGUAACAACAACAGUCCUGUAGUGGCCUUGAACAGUCUAAACUCCUACUAUGUUGUCUGUCUGCUGAUAGGCCUGGUUACUGUGGCUGAUAACCCAGCCCAGGGAGUGUGAGAGAAGGCCUGUCUCUACACUCUUCUCUACACACUUCUUCUCAGGCGUGUGCUCGGCAGGGUGCAGGGUGCCAUUCACAGGCGGCUGGUGGCACCUUAAUUGGGGAGGACGGGCUCAUAGUAAUGGCUGGAACGGAAUCAAUGGAAUAUAUCAAACACAUGGGUUCCAUGUGUUUGACACCAAUCUAUUCACUUCAUUCCAGCCAUAUGAGCCGUCCUCCCGUCACCAGCCUCCUGUGUUGCCAUUAGCACAUAUGAGUGUUCCUCCGGGUGUGAGUGUGUUAAGUGCUGCCAAGGCUGCCUGGGUCAGAGGUUUUCCUACUGGAAAACAGGCCCAGGAGGCAGGAAUGCUUAUAGUGCUAUUAGACAGGAAUGCUCAGUGGUUUAGGGAUGUGUGUGUUUGACUGCAUGAGUGUCUGCAUGUGUAAGAUGGAGAGCGAGAGAGUGACCAGUGAAAAUGUGUUGGACUCUCUUUCUUGCAUACAUCUGCACCACCUAGUGGUGAAUAUUACAAUAUUAUUGGUGUCUAGAGCUGUCCACAUGUUUAACAGUCUUUGUCAGUUCCCCUCCUCACAACAUGGCUACUGCUAAACUCAUGGGGAAGUAUUCAGUCCUAUUAUUAGCCAAGUUUCCUUAACCCUUUCCUCUCCCUUCCAGGCCCAAAAGAAUGAGAGGGAGUCCAUCCGGCAGAAGCUGGCCCUGGGUAGUUUCUUUGACGAUGGGCCGGGUAUCUAUACCAGCUGCAGCAAGAGUGGCAAGCCCAGUCUGUCCUCACGGUAAGAGACAUCAUGUGAUCUCUAUCAUCAGACACACACUGCUGCCCUAUGUACAUAGACAUGGAAUCACUGGUCACUUUAAUAAUGGAACACUAGUCACUUUAAUAAUGUUUACAUACUGUUUUACUCAUUUCAUAUGUACAGUAUAUACUGUAUUCUACUGUAUUUUAGUCAAUGCCACUCCGACAUUGCUCGUCCUAAUAUUUAUAUAUUUCUUAAUUCCAUUCUUUUACUUUUAGAUUUGUGUGUAUUGUUGUGAAUUGUUAGAUACUACUGCACUGUUGGAGCUAGGAACAGAAGCAUUUCGCUACACCCGCAAUAACAUCUGCUAAAUAUGUGUAUGUGACCAAUAACAUUUGAUUUGAUUUGAAUUGAUUUGACACACAUAGUGCUGGCACAAUUACCAUAUAACCGUGCAACCGACGGUUAAUGAUGAAGGCCGCCAUGAAAUUAAAUAACCGUCAUAACGGAACAUGUUAUGUGGAACGAACAGCUGACUGAAGGCCGGGCAUUAGUGCGGUUGAGUACGUUUUGGCCGUAACAUGGACUCUUAACAAUGUGAUGCAACUUUGUUGCUCCUUGCUGAAACAAGGAAAUUAGUCUUCGGUUGACUAGGCAACGCCCCCCACAAUGCAGCAGCAGCACACAUAGAAAUAUAAUGAAUAAAACGGUCUUGGAACCUCUCACCUUGACUGGUAAACUCAUGGGUACAGUCGCAAUGGCUGCCUGUUAUUGUGAUGCAAUACUUUCCAUGGUAAGGUAGAAUGUUCAUUCAAAUGAUGUUAACUGAUUUGGCUCAUGCAAUGGAUUGUAUUUUUUGUAAUGUCAGUUGAGUUGAAUCAACAAAUCAUAGCACAUAUUUUAGCACAUAUUUUAUUUAAUUCCUGCUUUGUUCCUAUGGGUACACUCACAAUGGCCGCCAGUUUACCCAUUAUGCCAUCAUUGACUUCAUCAUUGACUAUUUAUUAUAUUUCUAUGGCAGCACAUGCAGUCAGGAGCAGAGGAGAGGAGAAAAUGUGCUUAGAAAUCUUUUGGGGCCAUUCGAACGGUUAUUACGGUGACCGCGGUCAUUUUGCUGGCCAAUUUACGUCAUCCAAAAUGCCAUGACCGUAACAGCCCUACCCACAUACACACAUACAGACACACACACACACACAUACAGACACACACAUACAGACACACACCUACAGACACACACCUACAGAAACAGAUCAGUUUCACCCUCAGUCCCUGUUCUUGAGAAGCAAUGACAUCGCUCUCUUUAUGCGUGUGGGAACUGUUAAUAUAGUGAAAUUGCAGGUUACUGGACAUUACUCUGACAGAGUCAGAUUUGACCUUUUCUUAAUGCCUGUAACAGUUUCUAUCUCCUGGAACUCUAUAGGGCCAUCUCCCCAACAAAAACAGACUCCUGCUCUCUCCCUCUGAAAUCUCUGUUCACUUUUGAGAAUAAGGGACAUUUCCUCUGUCUUUCUCUGCACCCCGGCACUGUGGAUCUCACUUCCCAAAAUGCACUCCUACACACACCCUCAACCUUACUGGAAGCAGCCUUCCAGGAUACACAUACAGUGGGGAAAAAAAGUAUUUAGUCAGCCACCAAUUGUGCAAGUUCUCCCACUUAAAAAGAUGAGAGUGGCCUGUAAUUUUCAUCAUAGGUACACGUCAACUAUGACAGACAAAUUGAGAGAGAAAAAAUCCAGAAAAUCACAUUGUAGGAUUUUUAAUGAAUUUAUUUUCAAAUUAUGGUGGAAAAUAAGUAUUUGGUCACCUACAAACAAGAAAGAUUUCUGGCUCUCACAGACCUGUAACUUUUUCUUUAAGAGGCUCCUCUGUCCUCCACUCGUUACCUGUAUUAAUGGCAGCUGUUUGAACUUGUUAUCAGUAUAAAAGACACCUGUCCACAACCUCAAACAGUCACACUCCAAACUCCACUAUGGCCAAGACCAAAGAGCUGUCAAAGGACACCAGAAACGAAAUUGUAGACCUGCACCAGGCUGGGAAGACUGAAUCUGCAAUAGGUAAGCAGCUUGGUUUGAAGAAAUCAACUGUGGGAGCAAUUAUUAGGAAAUGGAAGACAUACAAGACCACUGAUAAUCUCCCUCGAUCUGGGGCUCCACGCAAGAUCUCACCCCGUGGGGUCAAAAUGAUCACAAGAACGGUGAGCAAAAAUCCCAGAACCACACGGGGGGACCUAGUGAAUGACCUGCAGAGAGCUGGGACCAAAGUAACAAAGCCUACCAUCAGUAACACACUACGCCGCCAGGGACUCAAAUCCUGCAGUGCCAGACGUGUCCCCCUGCUUAAGCCAGUACAUGUCCAGGCCCGUCUGAAGUUUGCUAGAGUGCAUUUGGAUGAUCCAGAAGAGGAUUGGGAGAAUGUCAUAUUGUCAGAUGAAACCAAAAUAUAACUUUUUGGUAAAAACUCAACUCGUCGUGUUUGGAGGACAAAGAAUGCUGAGUUGCAUCCAAAGAACACCAUACCUACUGUGAAGCAUGGGGGUGGAAACAUCAUGCUUUGGGGCUGUUUUUCUGCAAAGGGACCAGGACGACUGAUCCGUGUAAAGGAAAGAAUGAAUGGGGCCAUGUAUCGUGAGAUUUUGAGUGAAAACCUCCUUCCAUCAGCAAGGGCAUUGAAGAUGAAACGUGGCUGGGUCGUUCAGCAUGACAAUGAUCCCAAACACACUGCCCGGGCAACGAAGGAGUGGCUUCGUAAGAAGCAUUUCAAGAUCCUGGAGUGCCCUAGCCAGUCUCCAGAUCUCAACCCCAUAGAAAAUCUUUGGAGGGAGUUGAAAAUCCGUGUUGCCCAGCGACAGCCCCAAAACAUCACUGCUCUAGAGGAGAUCUGCAUGGAGGAAUGGGCCAAAAUACCAGCAACAGUGUGUGAAAACCUUGUGAAGACUUACAGAAAACGUUUGACCUGUGUCAUUGCCAACAAAGGGUAUAUAACAAAGUAUUGAGAAACUUUUGUUAUUGACCAAAUACUUAUUUUCCACCAUAAUUUGCAAAUAAAUUCAUUAAAAAUCCUACAAUGUGAUUUUCUGGAUUUUUCUUUCUCAUUUUGUCUGUCAUAGUUGACGUGUACCUAUGAUGAAAAUUACAGGCCUCUCUCAUCUUUUUAAGUGGGAGAACUUGCACAAUUGGUGGCUGACUAAAUACUUUUUUUCCCCACUGUACAUACAUUCAUACAUUCAUACACACAAAGGCAUUCACACAGUUAAUCUGAAACUAUGAUAUAUUCAUAUUUUAUUUCUCACUGAAGCAACUCUUAUGGGGUGCACUCACUGCUGGAUAAGUUUGGUACUUCCAUGAACUGCUCAACUAGUUCCAAGAAUAAUUUUGAUGCUCCUUCCUCUGAAACUACGAAUCGAUUAAUCUGGUCUGAUUAAAUCUGGACUGAUUGGGUCCAGGCUGUGUAAUCGAUCAGGUUUUCUUUACAUGUGUUUGUAAUUACUGCUUGAAAUAAGCCGAUUAUUGAUCAAGAAUGGUUUGAUCCAGAUCUUACAGGACAGGUCUUCUGAGGUCUAGAGAGCCGUCAGAGUCUAGCUGAUUGGAUCGAACCUUCACCCUGGAUGGAUCGAUCCCAAGUUAGAGCAAGAGAGGGAGGAACAGAGUAGACAUACUUAUUAAUGCUAUGCUAGUCACUGUUACAGUCCUAUCACAGACACACUAAGACCUCAGUGGAGAGUUAGAGGAGGGUUCGGCCUGAGUGGAAAACUAGAUGUGACUGUUAUUGAGUUGCUUUUCUCACCAGCGGUGCCUAGGCGCAUGUUAUCUGGGUCAAUAAAACCCUACAAGCAAUUAUUGGUGAGCAAACUUUCCUUAACCCAUUGAACUUCCUCCUUCCGUUAGCCGAUAGUAAUGACGCAUCCUCUCCCCCUUUUUUCUCCCCUCUCUCUUCCUCCUCUUUCCUCUUUCUUCCUCUCUCCUCUCUCCAGGCUGCAGAGUGGGAUGAACCUGCAGAUCUGUUUUGUCAACGACAGCGGCAGCGACAAGGACAGCGAUGCAGACGACAGCAAGACAGAGACCAGUCUGGACACACCGCUGUCCCCCAUGGUACAGACCGACCACACAAGCGCAUUAAUAAGAAAUAGAGAUUCUUAGAGAGAGAGCGAAAUCUACUGUGUGACUCAUAUAGAUACGCCUCAGUAAGACUGUCUGAGAGAAUGAGAGAAAGAGAGAAAGGGACAGAUUCGGUAUGAAUCAGAGUGAUAGCCCUCGGUUAGUGUGUGAGGGAGAGUGAAUGGCCAUGCUCACGUUUUCUGGCCCGUUAACCAAUACACUGGCAGCAAAUGAGGGUUGAAUAUGAACACGCUCUCUGCUGGACAUGGAUGAGUGGCCACAUGGACUGUCUGACAGACACAGAUGCAGUUAAUAGAGAGUGGGGGGGAGGGAGAGAGGGAGAGAGGGAGAUAAUCCCAGUAUUUAUAGCCAUCUGUUAUAGCUCUGAGCUGUUUCCCUGUCUGUCUGUCCACUGUGUUCAGUGAAUUACCUAUCAAUGACUACACAAGAAGAACGAAGAGCCAAUGGGAAUAAACCACUAACUUUUCCUUAUUUCCCAUUCUUCUGUCUCCACUCUCCCCACGUCCCUGUCCCCCAGUCGAAGCAGAGUUCGUCCUACUCUGACCGGGACACUACGGAGGAAGACAGUGAGUCUCUGGAGGACAUGGACUUCCUGAGCAGAAAGAAGAAGUUGCAGGCCGAGGCUAAGCUAGCCCUGGCGAUGGCCAAACCCAUGGCCAAGAUGCAGGUGGAGGUGGAAAAACAGAACCGCAAGAAGUCCCCCUGUGGCAGACCUGGUCAGUACCGUCGCUAUAGGGAACGGGCCUGAAACCUCAACCUCUAGUCAGUGUUUCUAACCCCAGGUCUUUUCAGAGCAAACCAUCCACACUGUUCUUCUUUAACAUUGUGAUGAUGUCACAGAGUAGACACCACCCUCCUCCUUCUCUGUCCCGUUGGCGGCCAUAGUCAUGAUUAUUUUAACAUUCUCAUCUGCCUCAGUGCCCCCCAAGCACACACACAUACAAAGUCCCACAUACACACACACACAGAUACACACACACACACACCAAUAUCUCCACCUGGGCAGAAGACAUUACUUAUUCAGUAAAGAGGGGGUGGUUGGGUUGGGGCGAUCUAUUAUUCAUAUCCCAGGAUGCACUGGGUGACGUGUUUGGGGAUGUAGUCGAGCCCAGCAGUCAGAAGAGAUGAGUGUCACAUCUGAGGCCCUGUCGCUAAGCUAACACACUGGUGUACUAAACACAGGGGCAGAUAAAGCCCUGUCGCUAAGCUAACACACCGCUGUACUGAACACAGGGGUAGAUCUGAGGCCCUGUCGCUAAGCUAACACACUGCUCUACUGAACACAGGGGCAGAUGAGGCCCUGUCGCUAAGCUAACACACUGCUGUACUGAACACAGGGGCGCCAUGCUCAGAUAGCAUUAGCUUCCGAGCUACUUACGGUACACUAUACUCCUUUAGCAUAAAUUGGGCAGACUCACAACUACAUGCUCAUUAUUAUAGGGAUGUGCAUAAGUUCUCAAUACAUUCUUUAUAGAAAUAUACAAGAAUGUGAACCUUUACCAGUUGAUUGCAGCCCUACCAAACAUACAUAGUCAGAGUGCAGGCUGGCGGCCAGUGGCCAUGGGGUUGAGUGCCAGGGGCUCUUGUGUAAGCCACUAAUGACAGGAGAAAUGAGGAGAAUGUGUGUGAGGAGAUGUGGUUUUACACCAGAUACUACGCUUUAAUCCACUGAAGCCAUGGCUCUGUCGCAGCCGGCCGCGACCGGGAGACUCAUGGGCGGUGCACAAUUGGCCCAGCGUCGUCCAGGGUAGGGGAGGGAAUGGACAGGAAGGGAGGGAAUGGCCCGCAGGGAUGUAGCUCAGUUGAUAGAGCAUGGCGUUUGCAACGCCAGGGUUGUGGGUUUGAUUCCCACGGGGGGCCAGUAUAAAAAACAAAACAAAAAAACAUGUAUUCACUAACUGUAAGUCGCUCUGGAUAAGAGCGUCUGCUAAAUGACUAAAAAUGUAAAAAAUGUAAAUGUGGCCUUCCAAAGAAUUUACACAAGAAUUUACACAACACUCCCACCAAGAGAAUUACAUUCUGUUUGUUUUUCCCCAUUCAUAUCAUGCCUAAUCUAAGAGAAUACUGAUAUGAUGAAAUACUUGAGUAUUAUUGUUGGCAGUAGCUUUAUUCAUAUUGCCACUAACCUCAGAAGCCAAGACUCAUAGAGAAACCAAUCCAGUAAUAUAACUGAGGGAGGAAACUCCACCUCGGACAAACACAAUGAGGCAAACACAUAUCAUGACCAAAACACUACCACUCGCGGUGGCCGGCUCUCCCCGCAUCUCCGCAUCUUUCACUCUCUAUCUCCCUCACUCUCUUUUAUCACAGCCCCGCCUCUCUCUGUAUGUCACUGACCUCUGUGCUCCCUCUCCGAACUGAAACGGUGGCACAUGACAGGGGGGAAACAUGGCCACUAGCGCAGUUGCAUGGGUGCCAAUUUGAAAGUGAAAGAGGAGUGAGAAACUGUGACAGGAAGAACCAGCUGAGCGAUCACGCACACUCACAAAUCAUACAGAAAAAGUGCAAUGGAAGGAGCACAUAUUUAUAAUGAGUAUGAAUUCGGAGGGCAGAAAUUAUUAAAUAUUAAAGCAUUAGACCUCUCACUAAAGGAUUCAGUCAUACAAAAGUUAUACUUAAAUCCAAACUCGUUCUCUAGCAGAUUGGUAAGAAUGUCUCACUCUAUGUUCAAGAAUCGGCUUUUUCCCUUUAUUCAGAUUACAACCUCUCACUUUCGGUAAUUUGAAAAUGAAAUAAUCUCCAAAAUAUCGCAAUUUUUUAAACAAGCCAUAGAAAGUUGGUUGCAAUUUCAGUUUAAUCCACCAGAAAAGACAGAAGAAAUAUUACAACAAAUAUUAUGGUUAAACUAAAAUAUACUAAUUGAUCAAAAAAACAUUAUUUUUGGAUAUAUAUAUAUUUUUAAAGUAUAAUCUUUGUAAGUGAUAUCAUAAAUAGGACUGGUGGAGCUGUCACACAUGCAGCCAACAAAAUAUAUAUGAAAAUGUCUGCUCUACCCAAAAUUACAACCAACUAAUUGCAACAUUACCGCAAAAAUGGAAGAGGCAAGUGUAAGUGGGAAGGAACUUGUCUGUCGGCCCUGCAUUAAAGACCGAAAUUGGUUAAAGAAAAUUGUGAUUAAUAAAAAUGUAUACCAGUUUAAUUUAAGGACCAAAACAUUUACAGCUGUGCCAUAUAGAUUGCAAAAUAGUUGGGAAGAGAUUUUCGAUGUACCCAUUCCAUGGCACAUGGUUUAUGAACUGAUACACAAUAUGACGCCGGCUUCAAAAUGUAUAUUUUUUUUAUUUAAAUUAUUAUACAAAAUUCUUGCAACCAAUAGAAUGUUAAAUACAUAAUAUGGAAUGUUAUAUACAGUUGAAGUCGGAAGUUUACAUACACCUUAGCCAAAUACAUUUAAACUCAGUUUUUCACAAUUCCUGACAUUUAAUCCUAGUAAAAAUUCCCUGUAUUAGGUCAGUUAGGAUCACCACUUUAUUUUAAGAAUGUGAAAUGUUAGAAUAAUAGUAGAAAGAAUGAUUUAUUUCAGCUUUUAUUUCUUUCAUCACAUUCCCAGUGGGUCAGAAGUUUACAUACACUCAAUUAGUAUUUGGUAGCAUUGCCUUUAAAUUGUUUAACUUGGGUCAAACAUUUUGGGUAGCCUUCCACAAGCUUCCCACAAUAAGUUGGGUGCAUUUUGGCCCAUUCCUCCUGACAGAGCUGGUGUAACUGAGUCAGGUUUGUAGGCCUCCUUGCUCGCACACGCUUUUUCAGUUCUGCCCACACAUUUUCUAUAGGAUUGAGGUCAGGGCUUUGUGAUGGCCACUCCAAUACCUUGACUUUGUUGUCCUUAAGCCAUUUUGGCACAACUUUGGAAGUAUGCUUGGGGUCAUUGUCCAUUUGGAAGACCCAUUUGCGACCAAGCUUUAACUUCCUGACUGAUGUAUUGAGAUGUUGCUUCAAUAUAUCCACAUAAUUUCCCUUCCACAUGAUGCCAUCUAUUUUGUGAAGCGCACCAGUCCCUCCUGCAGCAAAGUACCCCCACCGCAUGAUGCUGCCACCCCGUGCUUCACGGUUGGAAUGGUGUUCUUCGGCUUGCAAGGAUCCCCCUUUUUCCUCCAAACAUAACGAUGGUCAUUAUGGCCAAACAGUUCUAUUUUUGUUUCAUCAGACCAGAUGACAUUUCUCCAAAAAGUACGAUCUUUGUCCCCAUGUGCAGUUGCAAACCGUAGUCUGGCUUUUUUAUGGCGGUUUUGGAGCAGUGGCUUUUUCCUUGCUGAGCGGCCUUUCAGGUUAUGUCAAUAUAGGACUUGUUUUACUGUGGAUAUAGAUACUUUUGUACCUGUUUCCUCCAGCAUCUUCACAAGGUCCUUUGCUGUUGUUCUGGGAUUGAUUUGCACUUUUCGCACCAAAGUACAGAACGCGUCUCCUUCCUGAGCGGUAUGACGGCUGCGUGGUCCCAUGGUGUUUAUACUUGCGUACUAUUGUUUUUACAGAUGAACGUGGUACUUUCAGACAUUUGGAAAUUGCUCCCAAGGAUGAACCAGACUUGUGGAGGUCUACAAUUUUUUUUCUGAGGUCUUGGCUGAUUUCUUUUGAUUUUCCCAUGAUGUCAAGCAAAGAGGCACUGAGUUUGAAGGUAGGCCUUGAAAUACAUCCACAGGUACACCUCCAAUUGACUUCUAAAGCCAUGACAUCAUUUUGUGGAAUUUUCCAAGCUGUUUAAAGGCACAGUCAACUUAGUGUAUGUAAACUUCUGACCCACUGGAAUUGUGAUACAGUGAAUUAUACGUUAAAUAAUCUGUCUGUAAACAAUUGUUGGAAAAAUUACUUGUGUCAUGCACAAAGUAGAUAUCCUAAUCGACUUGCCAAAACUAUAGUUUGUUAACAAGAAAUUUGUGGAGUGGUUGAAAAACAAGUUUUAAUGACUCCAAUCUAAGUGUAUGUAUACUUCCGACUUCAACUGUAUAUAUAUCCCAGCUCUGCAGAUUUUGCUGCGAUGAGACAGAAUCAGUAGAUCAUUUAUUUUGGUACUGUUCAUAUGUGGCCUGUUUUUGGUCGCAGGUUCAGGAAUGGCUGAAGAAUUGCAACAUUUAUCUGGAGCUAACUCUGCAAAUAAUGCUGCUGGGUGAUUUGAAAAGUUAUAGUCAAUCUAUCAAUAAUAUAAUAAUACUUUUAGCAAAAACAGUUAUCUUUCAUUUACAAUCUGUAGAAACUAUGAGAAUAGAAAGGUUCAGAACUUUUGUGAAACAUCACAUCACAGUUGAAAAAUAUAUGGCAAAUAGAAAUCAAAACUGGAUGGUUUUAAGAGAUAAAUGGGAGGGGUUGAGUGGAGCUGAAGGGGGGGACUAAAAACAACAAGAUAACUAAUGUAAAAUAUACUGUGUCCAUAAAAUGUAUAUAGUAUCUAUAAGCUGGAAGUAGAAGUAUAAGUGUUGUUGUUCAUUGGUUUACUCCAAUUAGGGGAUGAGUGGUAGGGUUAGGGGAAAAUAAUAAAGGAACAUUUAUUUUUAAAAGAUAUACACUACCGGUCAAAAGUUUUAGAACACCUACUCAUUCAAGGGUUUUUCUUUAUUUUUACUAUUUUCUACAUUGUAGAAUAAUAGUGAAGACAUCAAAACUAUGAAAUAACACAUGGAAUCAUGUAGUAACCCAAAAAAGUGUUAAAUAAAUCAAAAUACAUUUUAUAUUUGAGAUUCUUCAAAUGCCACCCUUUGCCUUGAUGACAGCUUUGCACACUCUUGGCAUUCUCUCAACCAGCUUCACCUGGAAUGCUUUUCCAACGGUCUUGAAGGAGUUCCCACAUAUGCUGAGCACUUGUUGGCUGCUUUUCCUUCACUCUGUGGUCCGACUCAUCCCAAACUUUCCACAGCCUGGAGGUGUGUUGGGUCACUGUCCUGUUGAAAAACAAAUGAUAGUCCCACUAAGCCCAAGCCAGAUGGGAUGGCGUAUCGCUGCAGAAUGCUGUGGUAGCCAUGCUCUUAAAGGGUGCCUUGAAUUCUAAAUAAAUCACAGACAGUGUCACCAGCAAAGCACCCCCACACCAUAACACUUCCACCUCCAUGCUUUACGGUGGGAAAUACACAUGCGGAGAUCAUCCGUUCACCCACACCACGUCUCACAAAGACACGGCGGUUGGAACCAAAAAUCUCAAAUCUGGACUACAGACCAAAGGACACAUUUCCACCGGUCUAAUGUCCAUUGCUCGUGUUUCUUGGCCCAAGCAAGUCUCUUCUUAUUAUUGGUGUCCUUUAGUAGUGGUUUCUUUGCAGCAAUUCAACCAUGAAGGCCUGAUUCACACAGUCUCCUCUGAACAGUUUAUGUUGAGAUGUGUCUGUUACUUGAACUCUGUGAAGCAUUUAUUUGGGCUGCAAUUUCUGAGAGCCAGUUUCAUCAUAGCGCUUGAUGGUUUUUGCGACUGCACUUGAAGAAACUUAAAAAGUUCUUGAAAUGUUCUGUAUUGACCGACCUUCAUGUCUUAAAGUAAUGAUGACUGUCGUUUCUCUUUGCUUAUUUGAGCUGUUCUUGCCAUAAUAUGGACUUGGUCUUUUACCAAUAGGGCUAUCUUCUGUAUACCACCCCAACCUUGUCACAACACAACUGAUUGGCUCAAACGCAUUAAGAAGGAAAGAAAUUCCACAAAUUAACUUUUAACAAGGCACACUUGUUAAUUGAAAUGCAUUCCAGGAGACUACCUCAUGAAGCUGGUUGAGAGAAUGCCAAGAGUGUGCAAAGCUGUCAUCAAGGCAAAGGGUGGCUAUUUGAAGAAUCUCAAAUAUAAAAUAUAUUUUGAUUUGUUCAACACUUUUUUGGUUACUACAUGAUUCCAUAUGUGUUAUUUCAUUGUUUUGAUGUCUUCACUAUUAUUCUACAAUGUAGAAAAUAGUAAAAAUAGUAAAAACCCUUGAAUGAGUAGGUGUUCUAAAACCUUUGACCUGUAUUGUAUAUGGGGGAUUGGAAACAGACAAUUACAUUGGUGGAAGUAACAAUCUAUCUGCAAUAUUAAAGCUGAUCUACCCCCAAAAAGUUAAGAAAGCAAGGAGAUGCACAGAUGAUAGAAAUAGAUUGAACAAGGGAUCGAGGGAAAUUCUCAUACCCAGCAAGCCUGAUAAACAACAUGAUGCUUUGUGAUUCACCUUGGUUACUCUCUAGGGUUAAUGUCAUAUCUGUCCCUAUGGAACCCAACAAGGUGUGGUGAGUGACAUACAGAGAGAGAGAGAAGGGGAGGGAUAUAAAGAGGUGGAUGAGAGGAAGAGGAACUGAAAAUCUUGAAGGAAUCACAAAUGACAUCACCACAGUGAAAGGCUGUGUGUUGAUUUGACAAGAACAACCAGUCAGAGAAUUCAGGAAGACAAAGUAGAGUGUGUUGCUUACUGCCAGGAGCAUAGCCGUGGGAAGUAGUUUGGUGGAUGGGGUGCUGCGAUUUUUUGGCUGACGGGGGGGGAUGAUGCUGAAAAAAAAUGCUUUGGCCACACUACAGACGGCUAUGUCGGUCCGCUAAUACAGGGCUAGUAAAGGCCCAGUGCACUACUUUUUUACAACAACAACAACAAGAAAUCUGAUUUUCAGCACCCUCAGCACCCUUACUUCCAGCGGCUAUGGCCAGGAGGAAGGAGACAGAGUUGUUUCCUGUAGCUCUCUAUGACCAGAGACAGGUCAGGGACCACUGCUGUACUGUAUAUUGCUGUGACAGUUAAGUUGCGAGGCUGACACCUGCUGGAGAGAUUGUGCUUUGCAUCUUACAGUUGGGCAGCUCCUGUAGUAUUGGGCUGCUUUCAGUGGCUGGAAUUCUUUAUGAGAUGCAGAUUAAACUGAAAUGAUGCCUUUCCUCAAGCAUUUGCACCAUCUUGCACACACAAACACACAUAGGCCUACACACACUCACACCAACAUACACUGCAGUGUCUUUGGGUUCUCUAGUGCCCAAGAAUCCAUAUCAUGAGUGUCCAUAUUUGUGUACUUGUACAUUUCCGAUGUGCUGUAUGUUUCUGUAAAUGGGUGUGUGUGUAUUUCUAACCGUGGUGAUGUGUGUGUUUCUCUCUAGCUGCCCCACAUGCCCCACAUCAGUGAGUGUCUGAUGAAGAGGAGCCUGAAGCCUACAGACCUGAGAGACAUGACCCUGGGACAACUACAGGUCAUAGUCAAUGACCUGCACUCCCAGAUAGAGAGUGAGAACCACACACACACACACAUGUUUUCCUAUCCCUGUGGGGACCUAAAAUUGAUUUCCAUUCAAAAUCCUAUUUUCCCUAACCCCUAACCCCUAACUUUAACCCUAACCCUAACCCCUAAACCUAACCCUAACCAUUAACCCCUAAGCUUAAAAUAGCCUUUGACCUUAUGGGGACGUGGGAAAUUUCCCCAAGAGGGAGAAUCUUUCUUAUUUUACUAUCAUUGUGGGGACUUUUGGGGAUUUCAGGUCUCCAUGAGGAUAGAAGAACAAGACCACACACACAUACUGUUAGUUAGGGUAUCUUUCGUAUUGAAAGUCAUUUCAGACAACGUACAGUACCAGUCAAAGGUUUGGAUACACCUACUCAUUCAAGGAUUUUACUUUAUUUUUACUAUUUUCUACAUUGUAGAAUAAUAGUGAAGACAUCAAAACUAUGAAAUAACACAUAUGGAAUCAUGUAGUAACCAAAAAAUUGUUCAACAAAUCAAAAUAUAUCUUAUGUUUGAGAUUCUUCAAAGUAGCCACCCUUGAUGACAGCUUUGCACACUCUUGGCAUUCUCUCAACCAGCUUCAUGAGGUAGUCUCCUGGAAUGCAUUUCAAUUAACAGGUGUGCCUUGUUAAAAGUUAAUUUGUGGAAUUUCUUUCCUUCUUAAUGCGUUUGAGCCAAUCAGUUGUGUUGUGACAAGGUAGGGGGGUAUACAGAAGAUAGCCCUAUUUGGUAAAAGACCAAGUCCAUAUUAUGUCAAGAACAGCUCAAAUAAGCAAAGAGAAACGACAGUCCAUCAUUACUUUAAGACAUGAAGGUCAGUCAAUAUGGAACAUUUCUAGAACUUUGAACGUUUCUUCAAGUGCAGUCGCAAAAACCAUCAGACACAUCUCAACAUCAACUGUUCAGAGGAGACUGCGUGAAUCAGGCCUUCAUGGUCGAAUUGCUGCAAAGAAGCCACUACUAAAGGACACCAAUAAUAAGAAGAUACUUGCUUGGGCCAAGAAACACAGGCAAUGGACAUUAGACCGGUGAAAAUCUGUCCUUUGGUCUGAUGAGUCCAAAUUUGAGAUUUUUGGUUCCAUCCGUCUUUGUGAGACGUAGUGUAGAUGAACGGAUGAUCUCCGCAUGUGUGGUUCCCACCAUGAAGCAUGGAUGAGGAGGUGUGGGGGUGCUUUGCUGGUGACACUGUCUGUCAUUUAUUUAGAAUUCUAGGCACACUUACCAGCAUAGAUACUACAGCAUUCUGCAGCGAUACGCCAUCCCAUCUGGUUUGGGCUUAGUGGGACUAUAAUUUGUUUUUCAACAGGACAAUGACCAAACACACCUCCAGGCUGUGUAAGGGCUAUUUGACCAAGAAGGAGAGUAAUGGAGUGCUGCAUCAGAUGACCUCGCCUCCACAAUCACCUGACCUCAAACCAAUUGAGAUGGUUUGGGAUGAGUAUGACCGCUAAGGAAAAGCAGCCAACAAUUGCUCAGCAUAUGUGGGAACUCCUUCAAGACUGGUUGAGAGAAUGCCAAGAGUGCUCAAAGCUGUCAUCAAGGCAAAGGGUGGCUACUUCUAAGAAUCUCAAAUGUAAAAUAUAUUUUUAUUUGUUUAACACUUUUUUGGUUACUACAUGAUUCCAUAUGUGUUAUUUGAUAGUUUUGAUGUCUUCACUAUUAUUCUACAAUGUAGAAAAUAGUAAAAAAUAAAGUAAAACCCUGGAAUGAGUAGGUGUGUCCAAACUUUUGACUGGUACUGUAAGUUGGAUGCAUGUGUGAUGAUACUAGUGAAAGACGAACAAUACCUAAUCUUACACAGAAGGCCCAAAAAUUCCCCACAAGAAUGUUGCUAUAGAAUCUUGUCUUUUACUGGCAUGGUUAAAAAAAAUGCUCCAUUCGAAAUCUGUGUCUUGUAUGACUUGGGGCUGGAUUCAAUCCGUAUCGCAGAAGAUCCGUGUUACAGCUUGUUUGAAAUUAUAUAUAAAGGCAAUGUUCCCGCGUUUGCGGAGACUGCGUUCACGGUAAGCACUGCAUAUGUCGGCUCAAUCAUAAAUUACCUUUACAUUUUAACACAGAUCUUCCGCGAUACUUCCGCAAUAUGGAUUGAAUCCAGCCCCUGGUAUAUGUUGGUGUUCUAAUGAUGCGCUGUUGUUUUCUAACGUUGUUCUGAUGUUUGUCUUCCCCAGGUCUGAAUGAGGAGCUGGUGCAGCUGCUGCUGAUCCGUGAUGAACUGCACAUGGAGCAGGAUGCCAUGCUGGUGGACAUAGAGGACCUGACCAGGUGGUGAUGCUAUCUAACACACACACACACACACACACACACACACACACACACACACACACACACACACACACACACACAGCUUCCUGGGCUAUGACCGCAAACAGGCCAGGAAUGAUUGGGGGAACUCUGUCUUUGGGACAGGCGUUUAGCAGUGUGAUACAUUUGCAUGAUUUCCAUACAGCAGUAGCUGAUAAAGUACAGUUUAUCUAAUCAUAAUUUCGUUUUUACUCAGGCAUGCUGAGAGCCAGCAGAAACACAUGGCUGAGAAGACCCCAUCCAAAUGAGACACCCCACCCAACCUCAAACCCACCCCAUCCCUUUACUCCACCCCUGCCCCACCUUGGUCCCUGUGCCCUGCCCCAUGUCUCUCGCUGCUCCCCCUCUGCCUGCCCCUCUCACCCUCUCCCAUGGUGGCAGCAGCCAGAGGAAGGCCACCCUUUCAUUUGCUUCUGUGGUUGUCCCAGCGCUAAAGACAGAGCAUUUCCUGCCUCCUGGGAGAAGAGGAAACUGAUUGUGUGUUGUCAUGGAUACUGUCCCCGGCUUCCUGUGCAUUGAUCGGCCUUGCUUCGCUAUUGUUUAUUUUUAACUUUUUACAUUCGCCACUAAAUUAUAACUGUCAAUACAAAAUGGUGGAUAAAAAAAUAAAUAAUAGUGAGAAAUUAGUAGAAAGUCAGUAAAAAAAUAUAAAAAAUUAAAAAAACAUUGUAUAAAACUAUGAAGACUAACUUCAGACCAUUUUAAGUUGGAAGGUAAUUUUUAAGUAUUUCAAAGUCGACCUCUUUUUAUUCUGCACAAAUGGUAGUUUUCAACUGAGAAAUGUUUAUUUGAAGGUGCUAAAAGAGUGUAAAGGAAACAUGCCUGCCUUGUAGUGGAGUUGUAGCUUUUGGUAAUACGCUCACUCUGAUCGGUCUUCAACAUUUUGUGAAUGUUGAUUUUCUGACACGAGUCAUUUUAAAUGAAUAAAUGUGUUAAUAUCAUUUUCAUCCUAUUGUAUUCAGAAUUUUUAUUUGAGGGAAGAAAUGUUUAUGUACAGAUA